Carassius carassius (crucian carp) is the source of this 2321-nucleotide messenger RNA. Its product is annotated as cell adhesion molecule 2-like. NCBI's taxonomy places the organism in Eukaryota, Metazoa, Chordata, Actinopteri, Cypriniformes, Cyprinidae. Bases 261 to 1583 code for a protein of 440 amino acids. The record is from RefSeq and is a predicted model, not a curated record. The transcript has 12 exons.
CGGCGCUUUGGAGAGGCAGAGACUCAGGCUGGGGCUGAAGUGCCACUUUCUCAGCAUUGUCAGUGCGGGCAGCAUCUUCUCCCAGCCCGGUUACAGUAACUGCUGCAGGCGACCUAUCCUCCAGAUCGGGACAGGAGAUUCGGGUUUGCUCCAUCCAUGCGAUCCGAGCCCGACUGAGAGCGCACCAUCCACCUGGAUAAGCGGCAUCGGCAUCAGUAUCAGUGCAGGGAGAACGCGGACGCAAGCAUCUCCACGAGAAUAUGAUGCUCCAACAGCACUUGCUUUUUGUGCUCUACAGCUUCUGUGGGAUUGCCAUUACAGAGGCGGCAACGAAAAACAAAGUGAAAGGUAGCCAGGCUCAGUUCCCCAUCACCCAGAAUGUGACGGUGGUCGAGGGCAGCACGGCUAACAUGACCUGCCGAGUGGAUUAUAAUGAUAACACCUCCCUCCAGUGGUCAAAUCCAGCACAACAGACCCUCUUCUUCGGGGACAAGAAAGCAUUAAGGGACAACCGGAUUGAACUGGUUCGAGCCUCUUGGAAGGAGCUGACCAUAAGCAUCAGUGAUGUUACUCUGUCAGAUGAAGGACAGUAUACAUGCUCGCUCUUCACCAUGCCUGUCAAGACCUCCAAGGCCUUCCUGACUGUGUUAGGUGUUCCAGCAAAACCAGAAAUCACAGGCCUCUCGAGACCUGCCCAGGAGGGGGAGGACGUCACACUGACAUGCACCACAUCUGGAAGCAAACCGGCUGCUGACAUCCGAUGGUUCAGAAACGACAAGGAGGUGCAAGGUCAGAAGGAGGUAAAUGCCACUGGGAGGUCAUUCAUGGUCAGGAGCACCAUACACCUCAAGGUGGACAGGACAGACGAUGGAGCAGCCUACACCUGUGUGGUGGAGCACAUAGCUCUGGGCUCUUUGCCGCACCAGGUUACAGAAGUGCUGGAGGUUCACUAUCCUCCUCAGGUACAGAUUGUGCGCUCAGUAAUAGUACCUCAGGAAGGACAAUACUUCAAACUGGAGUGUGUAUCCAAAGGCAACCCACUGCCUGAGCCAGUUUUUUGGACAAAAGAUGGAGGUGAGCUUCCUGAUGUUGAACGAAUGAUUGUGGAGGGUAGAGAUCUAAUCAUAACCACACUGAACAAAACAGACAACGGCACAUAUCGCUGUGAGGCCAGCAACCACCUCGGCACCAACAGGGAUGAAUUUACACUGUAUGUGUACGCUAAAGAUUUCCCAGGUACAACCACAGAUCCCAAUGCGCUGACGCAGCCCGGCCCUGACCACGCGCUCAUCGGUGGAGUGGUGGCCGUGGUGGUCUUCAUCACCCUGUGCUUCAUCAUCGUCCUGGGCCGAUAUCUGGCCAGGCACAAAGGGACAUACUUAACCAAUGAGGCCAAAGGAGCGGAGGAUGCCCCUGACGCAGACACUGCCAUCAUCAAUGCGGAGGGGAACCACGCACAUGCAGAGGAAAAGAAAGAAUAUUACCAGGGAGCGGCAAGAAAUGUGGUUCAUCUCAAGUCGGAAAACCUUGGCUUUGCCAAUAAUUACGCUUUAAGACAAGAGUACGUGAGAUGUAUAAUGUAAAUAUCAUGUACUGUCUUUGUUUUUGUGUGCGUGUCUGUUGUUUUCCUUUGUGAAAGUGGGUGUUUUUGUUAUUUAUUUAUUUAUUUAUUUGAAGUACGCCCUGUAAUAAAGAAUGUGCCCAGGAGAUACGGACAAUUAUGUAAUGCACGGAGACCCGAAACAAGCCGGCCGAUUGAAAAUGGCAGGAACUCGAUGAAGCACAAAUGAGAAUUGGUGUGUAACCAUUAGAAGCAAGAUUAUUUUCUAUCUCCAUCAUACCUGUCUGUAUAUUCUUGCACUGUUAAUAUCAGCCCCCCCCUCCCCCCCCAAGCGUUUAUUACAACCCUGAAAAUGUAUCAAAUGUAAGCACAAAGUCAAUGUAAAAUGUCAUUGGUUUAGACAGUCUCAGGAUGAAAAGAAGAGCCUAACUGAAUUUGUCUUUUAUCACUGGAGUGAAUGAAUUUUUGGUCUCGCUUUGUGAAUUGAUCUAAACGGCCAUUUGUUCGACGUUUGAAUGGAUGUUCACCAUUGCUUAAUUUCGAUUCGCUGACCGACCCUUGUUAAUAUUGCUGUAUAUUACUUUGCUACAGUGAUUAUUGGUGGAAAAUUGUUAAACUGUAGGAUCCCAUAUAUGUAUAUAUAUUUAUAUGUAUAUGAGAAAAACAAAUGUCAAAAUAUCUAUUUCAAGUGUCCCAUACUUUUAGUUCAUAUUAGUAAGGAAAAUAUUUGUUCGUUAGUUUGUAUUGUCCCAACCCAGGG